This is a messenger RNA of Closterium sp. NIES-65, 864 nucleotides long. The record is from the annotation of a GenBank genome assembly. Lineage: Eukaryota; Viridiplantae; Streptophyta; Zygnematophyceae; Desmidiales; Closteriaceae.
AUGAACUCGCCAGCUGUCGCCGAGAGAGUGGUGGCACGAAUCGCUGCAGAUGUGGAGCUUGCUGACGUGGCAGACGGGCCUCCGGGAGGGAGUGAGGAGGAUGAGAGGGAGGAGGUGAUAUGGUGGGAUUUGGAGGAGGGGAGUGUGGCAAUGGAGAGGGAGGAGGAGGAGGAGGAGGAGAAGGAGGAGGAGGAGGAGGAGGAGGAGGAGGAGGAGGAGGAGGAGGAGGAGGAGGAGGAGGAGGAGGAGGAGGAGGAGGAGGAGGAGGAGGAGUGGGAGGAGGGACGGCCAGGGAGCGAGAUGGAAGGAGUGGUAGGAGGGAGAUGGAGAGAGGGGGAAGGAGAGAAGGAGAGGGAGAUGAUGGGAGGAGGGGACAUACUGGGGGAAACUGCAUUGGCAGCAAGCAACCAUGACAUAGACUCACCUGCUAGUGCCGCCGCCACAGCUGGGGGAGAGGUGGAGGUGGAGGAGGAGGAGGAGGAGGAGGAGGAGGAGGAGGAGGAGGAGGAGGAGGAGGAGGAGGAGGAGGAUGAGGAGGAGGAGGAGGAGGAGGAGGAGGAGGAGGAGGAGGAGGAGGAGGAGGAGGAGGAGGAGGAGGAGGAGGAGGAGGAGGAGGAGGAGGAGGAGGAGGAGGAGGAGGAAGAGGAGGAAGAAGCAGAGGAGGAGGAGGAGGAGGAGGAGGAGGAGGAGGAGGAGGAGGAGGAGGAGGAGGAGGAGGAGGAGGAGGAGGAGGAGGAGGAUGAGGAGGAGGAGGAGGAGGAGGAGGAGGAGGAGGAGGAGGAGGAGGAGGAGGAGGAGGAGGAGGAGGAAGAAGAAGAAGAAGAAGGGAGCGGAUGGUGCAGUGGGGAGUUGAGAGGUGCGUGA